Molecule: messenger RNA, 1597 nt
Organism: Erpetoichthys calabaricus (reedfish)
Lineage: Eukaryota; Metazoa; Chordata; Cladistia; Polypteriformes; Polypteridae
Product: immunoglobulin superfamily member 2-like
Exons: 6
Coding region: 71-1060 (329 amino acids)
Source: RefSeq, a predicted model, not a curated record
CGACAGUUGGCUGUGUGGUGCCGGAGCAGAGGGAAUUUCAAAUUGAGAAUUAAAAGACUUGACGAUCAAAAUGGACAAUACUCCUCUACUUGCCUUUCUUCUUUUCGCAUUUGAUGGAAUCGUCAUCAGUCAACGUGUGGUAGAGACACAAAAGGGGCCUUUGAUUAGAGUAGAAGGAUCCCAUGUUACCAUAUCAUGCAAAGUUACUGGCUAUGAAGGAACUGGAAAGCAGAACUUUCAUUGGUCAUUUUACCUGCCCACAAUGCCUAACGUUGAACUUCAAAUAGUCAGCACAGGAGACCUUCACUUUACUUAUGCCGUUUAUCGUCAUCGAGUGAAGACAAAAGAUAUUUAUAUUGAGAGAACGAGCAAGGACUCUGUGUUUCUGCAUAUAACUAAACUGCAAUUGCGUGACCAAGGGGAGUAUGAGUGCUACACACCUAGCACAGAAUCGACUUACUAUGGAAUUUACAGUGACAAAGCAAAUUUGACAGUGGUACCGGAUACACUUCAAGCAAGAAUGCCAGCUCAGCACAUAUCUAAAACUAUUGGAGAUUCCCUCAGAUUGUCUUGUGAUGUUACCAAGCAAAAUUACCACCACACACACUUGUCAGUUUCCUGGAUGCUUGAGACUCAGAAGGGCACCUUUGAGAUUAUAUCACUUUCUAAAGACUUCAUCCUGCAAAGCAGCGAUGCUUUUCAUCACAGACUUGAAGUUGGUGGACUGCGUCUGGACAGAAUUGGUCCAUCAACUUUCAACUUGACUAUACUUUAUCUGCAACUUUCUGACCAAGGCAAGAUUUACUGUCAGGUGACCGAAUGGAUUCAGGAUCCAGAUAAAUCCUGGUACCCCUUCUCUACAAAACACACAGAGAGCACAGAGGUGUUUGUUAUUGGCAAGCAACAAAAAUCAGACCCCAUCAGCGUGGCAUCUGAAACCAAUGAAACAGUUCAGAUUCAGGGAAUCAUUCUUCAUGCUGGUAGCUUGUGUUCUGGAAGUGAACCGGCAACAGUCCUUCAGAGAUUGUGCUUCCUAGUCAUUCUGCUGCUUUUGAUUUAACAUGAACACCAAGAAGAUUUUUUGAAGUAAAUUAAAUGCACCAAAACUCUAUAGCUAGUGCAUCACAACAGGAUCAUCAAAUGAUUCAGUGACGAACAAGUGUUAUGUGGGCAACAACAAAAAAUUUGUCCGCUUAUUGGAAAUGCUAAGAAAUGAUUGCCAUAAAGGAAUGCCUACUAAUCUCUAUUAAAUGUAUUUAUUUUGUGGCAAGAAUUAGCUAAUAUUGAAAGUUCCGUCCAUGCUGUGUUACAUGCUGUAUGACUUCAAAAGCAUUUUAAGGUGCUUCAUUAUUUACGUGUCUUUCAUUAAUCAGCCUAAACAGUGCAGAAAUUUUAAACCGACCUUCCUGUUGCAAACAUGUGGAUACUGUAUACUUUCCUUAAAUUCUUUUCUUCUACUGUGUCAUAUUGCUGAAGAAAUAAGAAAGGCACAUCACCACUAAUCGUUCAACAAGUUUAAUUUCUUACUAUCAAUGAGCCUGAAAAGUCUUUGGUCAGCUUCAACUCUCUUUAUGUGUACAUUUUUCUCAAAUGUUUG